AUGGAAGUGUCCAUUGAAGCAAAUGUAUCAAAGCGUAAAGAUGGUGAUGAUAGGAUCUGUAGCUUACCAGAUCCUGUUCUUCACUUGAUUCUUUCACGUCUUCCAAGUACCGAAGAAUCAAUUAGAAGCAGCAUUCUGUCAAAACGAUGGAGGAAUGUGUGGACUUCAGUUCCCUCCAUUGACAUAGAUUGUUCUAGAAGAAUGGAAUUUUCAACUAGCAAAUUCAAGGAGUUUGUUGAUGGGGUUUUAGCAAAGAGUUCCCUUAAUUUGGAAAGUUUUCGUUUAUGUUGUGAGAAUUAUUACAGUAUAUAUGAUGUGGAAAAGUGGAUUCAGGCUGUUGUUAAGAGAAACAUCAAACAACUUCACUUGUUGUUUUGCUGUGGGCAUUGGUUGAAACUUAGAGAUUUGCCCGAUUGUCUUGGGACUUGUGGUUCAUUAGAGGUAUUACGGUUGUAUUUGUACAGCGGGCGUGUAAAUUUGUUUAGGAUGACAGGGUUUUCAGGACUUAGGGUUCUUGAGAUGAACAAUUCUGUGUUACUAGCCACAUGUGGUGUGUAUGUAUGUGAUUUUCUCAAAAGAAUCUCAGACUUGAUAACCGGAAUCUCAAAAGAGCUUUUUGAUAUUGUGCGUACUUCCUGUGGUCGCAUAGAGAUUGUUUGCCCAAAAUUGGUGUUUUUUGAGUUUGGAGCUUUUACAGCUGAUGCGUAUAUCUUCAGAAGUCUGGGUUCAUUGAAGAAAGCUGUGAUUCAUCCUGAAGACUUUCCACCUGAGUUUCCGGAUAAUAUGUUUGAGAGAAUUUCUGAUUUAGAAUCUUUGUCCACCAGUAUUGACAUCCUCUGUUUCUCUCUGUUUCCCUCAGUUGUCCCUCCUCAAUCUCUACCUAAUCUCAAGACAUUGGAGCUAACCACAGGAACCAAUGAUACCCCUAACAUCAAUAAACUCGUAAGAUUCCUCACAUGUCUUCCUCAUUUGGAGUCUCUCAAUUUGAUCAUUGAAGAGGUAUUGUCAUAUAACAUCCGAAAUGUUUUUCUCUGGGAAGACUGGAAGUUGGAUGAAGCUGAAAGAAGAGGAAUCUUGACACGUCAUCUGAAAAGAGUCGAGUUUCUUAAUUUCUAUAAGGAAAAGCUAAUACUUGAUUUAGUGCGUUGUUUACUAGAGCAUGGAAUUGCAUUGGAGGAAAUGGUUUUUAGAUGGGAUUGUGAUGAAGCCGAGUUCCAUGAGAGGUCAGUGGAGACUAUGAAUCAAGUCUCAAAGUUUCACAAAGCUUCCUCAACUGUCAAACUGGGUUUUCUUAAUGAGAUCAGUUAUUAUCAGCUUUCUGGUAAACCGUAAGUAGUACCUACCUAUUCAUGUUACAAGGUAAAUAGAUUUCUUGAUCUCAUGUGAUUUGUAUGUUUGUACCACAUGACUUCAUGUUGCUUCAUUUUAAGGACAAUUGUGUUGGGAGAUGUAUUAAAAUUUGGGUUAAAUGCACAUACUAGUCAAUAGCUACAUGUUUAUGGCAUUUAUGUUUUGG
This is a messenger RNA of Lactuca saligna, 1516 nucleotides long. The record is from the annotation of a GenBank genome assembly. Lineage: Eukaryota; Viridiplantae; Streptophyta; Magnoliopsida; Asterales; Asteraceae.